Molecule: messenger RNA, 390 nt
Organism: Trypanosoma cruzi
Lineage: Eukaryota; Euglenozoa; Kinetoplastea; Trypanosomatida; Trypanosomatidae
Exons: 1
Coding region: 1-390 (129 amino acids)
Source: RefSeq, a predicted model, not a curated record
AUGCACCCGGAAAGACUAAAGGCGUUGCGUGAACUCUCGUCCCUUUUGAAGGAGAAGAAGGAUGUGCCGCAGGAGUUGUGGGGUAUGGCUGGCAUGAAGGUCGGUGCACGACUGAAGGAUGUAGAGAAGGAGAUUGUUGCCAUGAAAAAGAACGUGUCGAAGGACAUUAAGUCGCAGAUGAUGGAGAAGCAGCAGACAAUGUUGGAGGAUGAGGCGAAGAGACACGGCGUCACAGUUGAGGAGCUGGUAGGGAAAACGCAGGAGGAACGUGAGUUUAACAUGCAGCUGAAGAGGAACCGUGAACGCGCCCGCGACGGGGACCGCGCCAAGAAGGAGGUGCAGCGGCAGACGGACUUGGGCGAGUACGACAUGGCUGUCGACUACGUGUAA